CUUAACUUCAGCUGUCAUCGAUGAACUAUACGCCGUGCCAUUGAAAGUGAGAUUAAAAAUGAAAUGCAUGGUAUGCAUGUCUAUUCUUCUGCUGUCUGCACCUACACAGGACUCAUUAUUGGAGUAAAAGAUGGUGUGCUUUGCCACCCGAAGAGGCCGAUACAUCACGCUGACAGUGAGUGUGAUCAUCGUUCUGUUUAUAAUCUCUCAAUCAACAAUUAGACAACUGAUCUUCGGAGCAUGUGCGUGCGGUCAAUGCGUGAUGGACCUCACUCGUGACACCUGGUUCAGACAGCGGUUCAACCCACGCGUCCAACCCUUACUGACCCCGAAAAACAGUGUGCUCAGUGACUCCCUCUACAGAUGGUGGCAAAAGCUACAAUACAAGAGUAACGUAAACUAUACAGCAGUGGUGGAGAUGUUAUUUGGCAUCUUCCCAAAUGAAGAGUAUUAUUUGGAUGCUGGUUGGGGCCGCUGCAGAAGCUGUGCUGUUGUGGGGAACUCUGGGAACCUCAAAAACUCUCACUAUGGUCCUCUUAUUGAUGCUCAUGAUCUCGUCAUCAGGGUAAAUAAGGGCCCAACAGAAGGUUUUGAGCGGGACGUGGGGUCUAAGACCACUCACCGGAUUAUUUACCCUGAGAGCGCUGUGGACAUGGACAACUCCACCCAUUUGGUGCUGAUCCCAUUCAAGACUGUGGAUCUUCAGUGGAUCAUCAGUGUCUUCACAAGCAAACACAUUCAUCGAACAUAUGUUCCAGUAAAACCUUCAAUAAAAGCAAAUAGGGAAAAGGUGAUGAUCCUCCAUCCAGCUUUCCUCAAAUAUGUUCAAGAGCGCUGGCUGCAGAAACAUGGCAGAUAUCCAUCCACCGGUUUCAUCUCACUCAUAUUCAGCCUCCACAUCUGUGACCAGGUGAAUGUAUUUGGGUUUGGAGCAGAUGUAAAUGGAUACUGGCAUCACUACUUUGAAGAAAAUAAGCAUCCUCUUAAUUCCGGCAAUCAUGGUGGAAGUUUUGAAUAUAGUAUUACAGUUAAGCUUCAUGAGAAAAAGGCACUUCGGUUGUAUAAAGGAUGGUGAUCACGUUUUAUUAUUUCUUUUUUAUUGUUAUUAUGUCUUCAAAAUAAAUAAGGACAAUAAACUCUUAUAUGCCAAAAGGUCAAGGACAAAUUGAUUCAUCAUGUCAUAACCCCUUUAAAGGCAUUCAGAGAUAAUAUGUACAUAAAUGAAGCUAAGCCUCUGUAAAUCUCAGUCCCACAACUCCCUCCUAAAAAAUAAAAAGCACAAUAUGUUUGUGUAUGCUUUUUUCCACAACACAUUUACAUUUAUGAUACACCUUGUGAGUCAGUGGUUACACUCUAUUCAGAAGUGAUCAUUUGUAUUCCCAUUGAAGACUUUACCUUCCACACUGUGAGCUUCAGAAGGCUAAAAUGUGUGGGGAUCAGUCAGGUGCACAGGUAGCUCUCAAAACCUGCUGGGUGUUUUGUCUACCGGUCCACCAGUGCCUUCAGUCCAGCUGUGGGGUCAUCAGCCGGGAGCCACCCAUCAUAGAUUUUCCACCCCAUUAAUGCUGAUAUCUGCUGUAUAUACUAUACCAUACCCAGCAUGCAACAUGUUUGUUUGUUGUUUGUUUGUUUAUUUUGGUCCUUAUUAACAAUUUUCCAAAAUGUAUGCACAUAGAAAUAAAGCAAUAAAGCAUUACAUUUAAAAGGAAAACAAAGAAUAUUGACA
This is a messenger RNA of Myxocyprinus asiaticus (Chinese sucker), 1726 nucleotides long. RefSeq names its product CMP-N-acetylneuraminate-beta-galactosamide-alpha-2,3-sialyltransferase 1-like. NCBI's taxonomy places the organism in Eukaryota, Metazoa, Chordata, Actinopteri, Cypriniformes, Catostomidae. The record is from RefSeq and is a predicted model, not a curated record. Bases 131 to 1075 code for a protein of 314 amino acids. Gene Ontology annotation, molecular function: beta-galactoside (CMP) alpha-2,3-sialyltransferase activity. The transcript is spliced from 7 exons.